Encephalitozoon hellem ATCC 50504 is the source of this 2403-nucleotide messenger RNA. Its product is annotated as Rho/Rac/Cdc42-like GTPase guanine nucleotide exchange factor. NCBI's taxonomy places the organism in Eukaryota, Fungi, Microsporidia, Unikaryonidae. The transcript has a single exon. The record is from RefSeq and is a predicted model, not a curated record. Bases 1 to 2403 code for a protein of 800 amino acids. Gene Ontology annotation, molecular function: guanyl-nucleotide exchange factor activity.
AUGUCAAAGCUUAAAAAACGUAUCGAAGCCAUUGGAGAGAUUUUUGAGAGCGAGAAGUCCUACAUCCAGGAUCUUCUUAUUUGGGAAAAGGAGUUCAGAAUAUGGAUUCUUGGAUACCCAUUGUUCAGUACCCCGAAAGUCAAGUAUGAGAUAUGCGACAGGAUAUUUAUUAACAUGGACAGGAUCGAAAAACUCCACAAUAGGAUAUGCGAGGAUAUGAGGAGGGCAAACCUUAGCAUGUAUUCGAAGGUGACGGGGGAGAAUGUCAUGAAAAAUACUAGUGAGUAUAUGAUCGAUAAGGUUGAUGCCGAAAACCCGAGCCUGCAGGAGUUAGAGUAUGUUUCAAUAUACAACAAGCACAUUGAAGAGUUUGAGCUGUAUAACGAAUAUGUAAGGAGGCUUCCCAAGGCUGAGUUUGAGCUUGAGAAGCUUAUACACCGCUAUCCGGAAUUUGCAAAGGGGGCAGAGGAAUUUCUGAGAGAAAAGAAUUCCUCGUUUCUUGGGAUAAAGCAUUUUUUGUACAGGCCGUCACAAAAGCUUGCAAGGUAUCCUUUGCUCCUGAAGGCCAUAGCCAAGAACGAGGAGGGGGACCUCAAGAAUGAGUAUGAAAACCUAAUUGAAAAGUUCAUGGCGAUAGCGAAGAAUGCAGACAAAGAGUUCAAUAGGUUUAGCACGCAGUUUUCAAUGUACAAGCUGGGGAUUAACUUCAGGUACAAGCAAAGUAUUAGAAACCAGCAUUGCUUGGGCUUAUUUCAAAGCAAAAGAAAGCUACUAAAGGAAGGAGAAGCAUUGAUAAGAAGCCAUUCGAAUGAAGAGCCCGAGAUGUUCAAGGUGUUUAUCUUUGACCAUCUGAUGCUGAUAUGUGAUUAUCCGGAAGACAAGUUUUCUGAGAUAUACAUCAACGAAGAGCCGAUGUUUAUGUCGAGGCUGGUUGCGGUCAAGGAGAAUGUCAGGUUCUUUCCUGAAGACCCGUUUUUCCAGAAUCUGUAUCCUCUAUUUCUGUUUGAAAGGGGAGGCAUACGGGUUUGGGGAUUAUAUUUCUAUGACAAGGGAGAAAGGGAUGUAUACUACAACAUAAUUCAGAAGGCGAUUUUCAAGAUCAAGGCACAUCUUCGAGGUGACAUAUCCUUCAAGAAGCUGCCCUACAAAGUGGACGAGACUGUGAGGUAUGCAUGCCAAGCCAACGAUAUAAAGUGGUAUGAAGAGUCCUUUUCUUCUUCAGAUAGCCUAGAGACCAGUACCGGAACACUGUCUGAUGAGGAAUCUUCAGCCAAUAUUGGAUACUCGGAGGAGUCUAAGGAUCAAGACCUAACCAAGCUCAUAGAUAAGUUCCAUAAGACCAGAAGGAACGACAUUGAGAGAAAGAAGAAUCCUGAUCUGGAGGAGGUGCAGGAGCCUAGGAGGGAGGAAUGCGAAAAUUCGUCCAACAAGAAAGAAUCCUUGUGGAAGAGCUUCUUUCCCACGGCAGACUUUUUUGUAAGCAGCAUCAGGAUUUCACCUCCCCUGGACAGAAAUGACGAUCCCGAAUACACUUCUGCACAGAGAGCCAUGUAUAUUGUAGCAAUAGGAGACGGGGUUUAUCGGUUCUCGAAUAAGAAGCUCGACAAGAUCCUAGACAGGAAGGUAGAUAAGAUAAUUUACGACUCCACAUAUGAAAUCAUGCUAUACAAGUCAGGGUCGACUCUGUAUGCUUCCCAUUUCAAUGUUGAAUCAACAAGCAUUGAAGAAAAUGUCCUGAAGGACAACAUUGAGGACUUCUUCUAUGGAAUAACAAAGCAGGGGCCUUGCAUUGCAUCAACAGACUCUGGAGACGGCAAAUCUGUCUCCAUAUUUCUCUUUUUGGCGGUGGUGUCCCUCGACUCGAUUACAAUCGAGCUUUCGCGAAAGCUAUAUAUAGGUCUGCAGGUGUACAAUGUAUUUUUCUGCUCGGAGAAGAUUGUGAUAGGAUGCAAGGACUUUGAGAUUGUCGAUAUGGAGACCCUUAGGUCUGAGGAGCUUCUGCAGGUCUAUGACCCGUUCAUCCCUGUGCUAUUCCAUGGGCUCAAGAACAUGGUUGCAAAGUCGAUCUUCCCUGUCUCUUCCCAUGAGUUCCUCUUGUGCUUCAAUUCCAUGGGAUUCAUAGUUGACGACACUGGGAAGCUUAAGCGGACAGAUAUCAUCUUUCUGUGGAAUUGCAAUCCACUAGGGUUUAAAGUGAUCAAGAACCAUGUUAUAUGUGUUGGGCCCCACAUCGUAAAUAUAUUUGACAUGAAAACUGGACUGCUGGUCUUUACUAAAUCCCAUGAUAACCUAAGGUUUGUAGAGGGAAGUAUGAGGCCAUUGCUACACGAUGGAAACAACUUCUAUGAAAUAACGUUUGGAUCCGAAGACAAUGAAGACAAAGAUAACCCUUCGAAGUCGUAG